Molecule: messenger RNA, 6060 nt
Organism: Danio aesculapii
Lineage: Eukaryota; Metazoa; Chordata; Actinopteri; Cypriniformes; Danionidae
Gene: lamb2
Product: laminin, beta 2 (laminin S)
Exons: 34
Coding region: 193-5541 (1782 amino acids)
Biological process (GO): cell migration; basement membrane assembly; substrate adhesion-dependent cell spreading
Cellular component (GO): laminin trimer
Molecular function (GO): extracellular matrix structural constituent
Source: RefSeq, a predicted model, not a curated record
UUUUAUCAACUGUUUAAUCCAGCACGUGAUUUCCAUCAGACUUUUCCCACACAGCUGCAACAGGACUACAGAAAGUCCGUCUGACUGAGAAAGCGCUCAAACUGUCUAUAUGGCUAAAAGAACAGGCUGACCAUCGACAUUAUCACUGUAAACAUAGGCGCGCGGCAGUUGAAGAUUCAUCACCAUAAAGCCAUGCGCGCGCUUCUGUUGCUGUCCAUCUGUGUCCUGUCAGCGGUCAGUGCACAGGAGCCUGAUGCUGCUCACGGCUGCACUCAUGGAAGCUGCUAUCCUGCAACCGGUGACCUCUUGGUGGGUCGAGAAGCCAACCUAAAAGCAUCGUCCACCUGUGGCCUGCGGAGGAGAGAACCCUACUGCAUUGUCAGCCAUCUACAGGAGGAGAAGAAGUGUUUCCAGUGUGAUUCACGACGGCCUUACGAUCCUCAGUCAAACCCCGUGAGCCACCGCAUCGAGAACGUCAUCACCACCUUCAAACCACAUCGCAAGAAGUCCUGGUGGCAGUCGGAGAAUGGGAAGUCUGACGUUUACCUUCAGCUGGACCUGGAGGCUGAGUUUCACUUUACUCAUCUCAUCAUGACAUUUAAGACUUUCCGUCCAGCAGCCAUGUUGAUUGAGAGAUCUGCAGAUUUCGGCCGAAGCUGGCAGGUCUACCGUUACUUCGCUAACGACUGCGAGUCCAUCUUUCCCGGAAUUUCCCAGGAUCCUCUUCGAAAGGUUGAUGAUGUCAUCUGCGAGUCCAGAUAUUCUGAUAUCGAGCCGUCGACAGAAGGAGAGGUGAUUUAUCGCGUUCUUGACCCUGCUAUCCGGAUCGAGGACCCUUACAGCCCGAGAAUUCAGAACCAGCUGAAGAUCACAAAUCUUCGCCUGAACCUCACCAAGCUGCACACUCUGGGUGACAAUCUGCUGGACUCACGGCCGGAAAUCAAGGAGAAGUAUUACUAUGCCAUGUAUGAGCUGGUCGUCAGGGGCAACUGCUUCUGCUAUGGCCACGCCUCCGAGUGUGCGCCAAUUGAGGGCAUCAGGGAUGACAUUGAAGGCAUGGUUCACGGGAGAUGUGUGUGCAAACACAACACCAAAGGACUGAACUGUGAACAGUGUGAAGACUUCUACAAUGAUCUGCCCUGGAGACCAGCAGAAGGCCGGAAUACUAAUGCCUGCAAGAAAUGCAACUGUAAUGGUCACUCCAACCAGUGUCAUUUUGACAUGGCGGUGUAUUUGGCCACGGGGAACAUCAGUGGAGGUGUGUGUGACAACUGUCUUCACAACACCAUGGGCAGCAACUGUGAGAGCUGUAAACCUUUCUACUACCAGGAUCCAACUAGAGAUAUUAGAGACCCUGGAGUCUGUGUGGCUUGUGACUGUGAUCCAGAUGGUUCUAAGAAUGGUGGCGUUUGUGAUGGCCAUGAUGACCCUUCUCUGGGCAUGAUCGCUGGACAGUGCCGCUGUAAAGACAAUGUUGAAGGUUCACGCUGUGAUAAAUGCAAGCCUGGUUUCUUUGGCCUGAGUGCUAGUGAUCCACGGGGUUGCCAACCAUGUAAAUGUGACCCGAGGGGUACGGUUUCCGGCAGCUCCCAAUGUGACCCUGUGAGCGGAGACUGCUUCUGUAAACGCCUGGUCACUGGACACAGCUGCAACCAAUGUCUGCCUGAGCACUGGGCCUUGAGUCAUGAUGCCAGUGGCUGCAGAGGGUGUGACUGUGAUGUGGGCGGAGCUACAGAAAACCAAUGCUCAAUGGAAACAGGGCAGUGUCAGUGUCGAAGCCACAUGAUUGGUCGCCAGUGCAACCAGGUGGAGUCUGGGUACUUUUUCAUGGCACUUGACCACUACAUCUAUGAAGCUGAAAAUGCCAAACUGGGUCAAGGCUCUGUUUUUGAAGAAAGAGAGUACCAGCCGGGACGCCCCAUCUCAUGGACAGGCACGGGCUUUGCACGAGCUCCUGAGGGCGGGACGCUGGAAUUCGCAAUUAACAACAUCCCAUACUCUAUGGAAUAUGACGUCCUGAUUCGCUAUGAGCUUCAGAUGCCACGGGACUGGGAAGAGGUACGUGUAAUGGUGAUUAGACCUGGUCCUAUACCUACCAGCAGUCCAUGUGGAAACACCAUCCCUGCAGAUGAUCUGCUAACGGUGUCACUUCCCUCUGGUGCCAGGUUUGUGGUUCUGCCUCAGCCGGUGUGUUUGGAGAGUGGUGUGAGUUACAAACUGCGCGUGGAGCUCAUCCGUUACACUGACAGGAACAGCAUCAUUACCUCCACCAAUGCCUUUGUGCUUGUUGACUCUAUCGCACUUCUCCCCCGUUACUCGUCUCUGGAGAUGUUUACUGCAGGAGACCCGGCCUCUGUCGCACGCAAGCAGAGUUUCGAGCGUUACCGCUGCCACGAAACUGCCAAGAGUGUGUCCCGUCCACAGAUGAGUGAAGUGUGUGCCAAACUCAUCACCAGCAUGUCUGCCCUCAUUAAUGACGGUGCACUGGCGUGCGAGUGUGAUCCUCAGGGUUCGCUCAGCUCUGAGUGUGAUGUUCGUGGUGGUCAGUGCCGCUGCAGGCCCAACAUAUCAGGCCGGCGCUGUGAGAAAUGUGCACCAGGAGCUUACGGCUUUGGGCCUUCUGGAUGCAAACUUUGUGAAUGCAGUUUGGAGGGCUCUCAGAGCCGGUUCUGUGACCUGUACUCAGGACAGUGUCCAUGCCGGCAUGGAGCAUAUGGCCAGCGUUGUGAUGGUUGUCAGGCAGGACACUGGGGCUUCCCAAACUGCAGGCCAUGUCAGUGUAACGGACAUGCUGACGAGUGCCAUCAGAGGACUGGAGCCUGUCUCAACUGCAGAAGCAAUACAGCAGGAGACAAAUGUGAAAGGUGUGCUAAUGGCUACUAUGGAAACCCAGUCCUUGGUUUAGGGAGUCAGUGUCGGCCCUGCCCCUGUCCUGAGGGCCCCAACAGUGGACGCCACUUUGCUGCCUCUUGUUACCAAGACAACCGCAGUCAACAGGUGGUCUGCAACUGCAACCAGGGUUACACAGGUCCACGUUGUGAUGAAUGUGCUCCUGGUUAUUACGGUGACCCGUCUAAGCCCGGUGGCCAGUGCCAGCCAUGUCGUUGCAGUAAUAACAUCGACCUGUCGGAUCCUGAGUCUUGUGACAAGCGCACUGGCCAAUGUCUGAAGUGCCUGUACAACACUGAAGGGCCUGACUGUAGUGUGUGCCGGAGUGGAUACUAUGGAGAUGCCUCUCGACGCAACUGCCGGAAGUGCACCUGCAACUUCCUAGGCACAGAGCGCAGUCAGUGUCUGUCUCGAGAUGACUGUGUGUGUCAGCGUGCCACAGGUCAGUGUCAGUGUCUGCCUAAUGUUAUUGGACAGACCUGUGAUCACUGCGCUCCAAACUCCUGGAACCUGGCUAGUGGACAAGGCUGUGAGCCCUGCGCAUGUGACCUUAACAAUGCCUACACAUCUGCCUGUAAUGAGUUCACAGGCCAGUGCCAGUGUCGUGUUGGGUUUGGAGGAAAGACCUGUACAGACUGCCAGGAGAACCACUGGGGUGACCCAAGAGUGCUAUGUCGAGCAUGUGACUGUGACCCCCGUGGCAUUGAGUCAUCCCAGUGCAACCGUAUGACGGGUCACUGCGUGUGCCAGCAGGGCGUUUCUGGUGUCCGCUGUGAUCAGUGUGCCCGUGGCUUCUCUGGAACCUUCCCUGAUUGUAAGCCUUGCCACCAGUGUUUUGGGGACUGGGACCGUAUCGUUCAGGAUUUGGCCACCAGAACUAAAGACCUCACAGAUCGAGCCAAGGAGCUUCAGACCACCGGCCUGACUCGAGCAUUCGAGAGACGCUUUAAGGAGCUGGAGGACAUGCUGGCACAAGCACGGGACAUUGUUAAUGCCCGCAAUGCCACUGCUGAGGCUGUGACCACUCUGAUGGGCAUGAUAGAGGUUCUUAGAGCUCAGAUUGGCGAGACCACAGACACACUGAACCAACAGGAGGGAGACCUGACCGCUGUGCAGGACAGUAACUAUGAGGCCAGUAAUGCUUUAAGCACACUGGAGAGAGAAGCAAAAGAGCUCAACCUGAACGCAGAUCAGCUUAACCGUCAGCUUGACAUCCUCAAGAACUCCAACUUUUUGGGUGCAUAUGACAGCAUCCGGGCCUCGUAUAAUAAGUCACGUGACGCGGAGCACCGAGCAAACAGAUCUACCACUGACACUUCCAGCACAGUCAGCCAAUCAGCAGACACUCGCAAGAAAACAGAGCGGCUGAUUAGCCAAAAGAGAGACGAUUUUAACCGCAAGAAUGCUGCUAACAAGCGUACACUCACAGACUUAAAUGCAAAAGUUCAGAAUCUGGACUUAAAGAAAAUCAACGAAAAGGUGUGUGGAGCUCCGGGUGAUGCUCAGUGUGUUGACAGUCCUUGUGGAGGUGCUGGUUGUCGUGAUGAUGAAGGCAAGCGUCGAUGUGGAGGCCUGAAUUGUAAUGGAGCUGUUGCAGUGGCGGACACUGCUCUGGACAGAUCCAAACAUGCAGAAAAAGAGCUGGAUAAAGCGAUGGGGGUAGUGGAGGAGCUUUUUAAGCAGGUGGCAGAUGCUAAGACCAAGGCCCAGGAAGCGAAGGACAGAGCUCAGGCAGCUCUGGAAAAAGCUAGCGAUACCAAGAACAAAGUGGAUCAUUCUAACAAUGAUCUGAGGGACCUCAUCAAACAAAUACGCCAAUUCCUCAUGCAGGAGGGCGCAGAUCCGGACAGCAUUGAGGCGGUGGCAAAUCGUGUGUUGGAGCUCUCAAUCCCUGCCUCUCCCAAGCAGAUCCGACACCUCGCAGAUGAGAUUAAAGACCGUGUCAAGAGUCUGUCCAAUGUGGACGCCAUUCUGGAGCAAACACAAAAUGAUGUCCGCAAAGCAGAGCAACUGCUGCUGGAUGCAAAGAAAGCCAGGAAUAAGGCAGAGGGGGUGAAGAACACAGCUGAGGGUGUGAAAAAGGCCCUGAAUGAUGCCAGCAGAGCCCAGGCUGCAGCAGAGAAAGCCAUCCAGAAAGCUAAGAAUGACAUUGGCUUAACUCAGAACCAGCUGGCACAGAUCCAGUCAGAGACCUCCGCUAGUGAGAGAGAUCUUAAUGAUGCAGUGGACAGACUGGGAGACCUCGAGCGCCAGAUCGAGGCAUUAAAGACCAAACGUGCCAACAACAGCCUAGAUGCUGCACGGGCAGAGGAGACGGCCACCAUGGCACGGGACAAAGCCAACGAAGCCAAAGAGAUCCUGGAUGGCGAGCUGUCCGAUAAGUACCGUACUGUUCAGGGUCUGAUGGACAAUAAGGCGAAAACCAUGCAGGACGCCAAGCAGAAAGCAGAGCAGUUGAGAGAUGAAGCCAAGGGGCUGCUGAAAGAUGCACAGGAUAAACUGCAGAGGCUGGCGGAGCUUGAAAAGGACUAUGAAGAAAACCAGAAGGUAUUGGAAGGCAAAGCCAGGCAGCUGGAUGGCCUGGAGGAUAAAAUGAAGGCGAUCCUGAAUGCAAUCAACAGGCAGAUUCAGAUCUACAACACCUGUCAAUAAUCCAAAACAGCUGGACUGAACGGAUCUGCCAUUUGACUCUUUUCCACAGGCUGCUAACAUUUGCCAGCAAACCUACAGUACGAUGCCAAACUGCCAUCAGACACACUGUGUGGAUCAGAUGUUGCUUUAAUAAAGGGCUACUGUUAUAUUGACACUACAUUAACACGCUUUCAUUAUAGAGUUGAAUGAAAUGCAGAUGUGUCUUGUACGGCAGAGAAGUGUUUCUUGUCAUGUGCUUGUAAAAUACUGUAAACAAUUUAUAAUGAAGAUUUGCAGAGUUUGCUUGAAUGUAAAAGACACUGAAUUGUGGCACAGAAGUUUUAGUGUAUUCUUUUAACAGUUAUUGGUUGAUAUUGUGUAAUAACACAAAUUUUCUAAUGAGAAACACUUUAGAUUUGUUGUCUUCUGAAGAAAAUAGUUUCAAUAUUAGACUGAAUGUCUGUCAGAGAAACUACUGUAAGAACGGACUGACUGAGAUAUUAUUAAAUAAAGUAAAAUGAAAAGUUGUCUAUAAGCCAA